Messenger RNA from Nilaparvata lugens (brown planthopper), 711 nucleotides. RefSeq lists its product as uncharacterized. The transcript has 4 exons. Bases 117 to 632 code for a protein of 171 amino acids. NCBI's taxonomy places the organism in Eukaryota, Metazoa, Arthropoda, Insecta, Hemiptera, Delphacidae. The record is from RefSeq and is a predicted model, not a curated record.
UGAUUGCCAACCUUCGAAAUGGAGACGGUACUUAGAGAAAAAGACUCUGCAAUGAUACAUUUUCAUUCUAGCUUGAGCCCAAGCUAAACUCAAGCUGUGGAAAAUAUACGAACUGAAUGAAUAUGAAUCUCAUGUCGUGGGAUAUACAGUUCAAACGAAUAGAGAAUUGUAAAAAUCGUGGAACUGGGGAUAUUGACUUGGAUCUUCGCUUGAAAAGGAUUUCAAGGACAAGGGUGAACAUGGAAGGAAAUAUCACUUUCAAGGUUGAUUUUGAUGAUAAUAUGAAGGGUGUUUUCGAUCUGAGUAGCUGGGGAAACGGUGGCUGGAGGAGUAACGCCUACAGAGUGACUGUGGAUAACCCAUGCUCCACAAACUCUGUGUUUGCCGCAUUCUUCAAUAAAGUGCGCAAAUUAGCUGGUAUGCCCGAAACAUGUCCAAUACCAGCGGGAAGGUACGAGUUGAAAGACUUCGAUACUCAGAUAGUCAACAAUAUCACUCUGCCAUUUUACAUCAUACCCACUACAUGGAAGAUUACCCUCUCCUAUUACCAUAGAUCAAAUAACAAACGACUUGGAUGCAAGUCAUUCAUUGCGGAGAGUAGAGUGAAAUCAAUUAAAAAGAUGAAUGAUUAAUAUUAAUUUGAAAAGUUUUAACAGCGCUGACUCUAUUCUGGUGAAAGUAAUGUAGUAAGAAGAAAUUUGUGACUUUUGU